Polyodon spathula (Mississippi paddlefish) is the source of this 3924-nucleotide messenger RNA. It is a transcript of the gene m6pr, whose product is annotated as mannose-6-phosphate receptor (cation dependent). Bases 598 to 1422 code for a protein of 274 amino acids. The transcript has 7 exons. Lineage: Eukaryota; Metazoa; Chordata; Actinopteri; Acipenseriformes; Polyodontidae. Gene Ontology annotation, molecular function: protein domain specific binding. The record is from RefSeq and is a predicted model, not a curated record. Gene Ontology annotation, biological process: protein targeting to lysosome. Gene Ontology annotation, cellular component: Golgi apparatus; trans-Golgi network; endosome.
GGGUUCAGCGGUUUUACUCCUCUUAAGAUGCAAUGUGAAAUUUAACUUUACCAACAUAGCCCGGAUAGCGCUUCAAUAAACUGCCUUUUACACACCUAUCACAUGACCGAUGUAUUGCUGUGGUUGCUUUAGUCACAUGUCAUGUCUCAGUCAUGAACUUAUGAUAAAUCACGUGGUCCGAAUAUGUUUCGCUUCCUGCUUCCUCUUUGCAACCGAUAUUUAGGUUCUUUCAUAUUAUGAUACAGCACUUAUAUAGUGAAUAAUCUCUGUUUAAUAUCGUAUAUAUUUAUAUGCAAAACUAUAAUUUGCACGCAUCUUGCAAACGUACAAGUAUUACUACGGUACUAACUUGUAUUGCAAUAUCUAGCUCUAUGAUUUUGAAUCCAUCAACGUGUUUGAUAUCGUAAGUAAUUUUGCAUAUGAAGCAUAACGUGACACAUUUUUAAUGCGAUCUUCUUACAGUUAAACAACUGGAAAAAUACCGUUCGUCGUUAAUUACAGUGGUAGUUAGAUAACAUAUUUAAGAUAAAUAUUACUUAGUAUUGUUCUUUAUUUAGUUCAUAAACUGGAACUGUGGAUCUGCUGAUACUAAGAAGGAUGUCUGUGCUUGGACAACUGACCUGGUCUGUUCUAGUCCUCCUAGUCAUUGCUGAAUGGGGGCGAUGCCAAGGGCAGACCAAAAACUGUAAGCUGGCCAGUGACCAUGGGAGGGAAUCUGAAAUGGAGAGAAAACUGCUGAGCAAACUGGAACCCCUGGCUUCUCUGAGUUUCUCCGCUGUCAUUCAGGAUAAAGACGAUAGCUACAAGUAUUAUUUCUCAGUGUGUGGGAACGCGGCCAAUACCAGCAACGCAGGGCUGGUGCAAAUCGACAAGUCCGGCAUCAAAACUGUCAUCGGACAAUACACAGAGACUGAGAUAUUUGGAGGAAGUGACUGGGUGAUGCUGAUUUAUAAAAACGGUUCCACCUAUGACAGCCAUUGCAACAGUGAAAGCAGGAAGUCAAUGGUGAUGAUAUCCUGCAACAGAAACACUAUUGGGGAUAGUUUUACUGUGAUAGACGAGGAGCGCACCAAGCCCAAAGACUGCUUCUACCUAUUUGAGUUGGACUCCAGCACUGUCUGCCCCGAGAUCACCAACAAGCUGAGUGCCGGCUCCAUCCUGCUGAUCGUGUUUUUCUCAUGUCUGACUCUCUACAUUGUGGGCGGGUUCCUUUAUCAGCGAUUGGUCGUAGGAGCGAAGGGGAUGGAGCAAUUCCCCAACUAUUCCUUCUGGCAAGACCUGGGAAACCUGACAGCUGAUGGCUGUGACUUUGUCUGUCGAUCAAGAGCACGCAAUGCCCCUCCCACUUACAGGGGCGUGGCUUCGGAACCCCUCGGAGGGGAGGAGACUGAGGAGAGAGAUGACCACCUGCUGCCCAUGUGAUCUGUGGCAUCACUCCCUAGCACUGUGUCUGUCUGUGUGUCUGUCUGUCUUUAACUGGAGUAAAGACCAGAAUGAAAAGGGGCGCUUGUCAAGGUUUUAAAAUCAAAUUUUUUACCUCCUAUUAAUAUCACCAGCAACAUUAUCACCGGGUCCUAUUGUCAUGAAUCUGUUUGAAAUACUUAUGCAAAUAAUUCAAAUAUUACUGAAAAACUUCUGCAUCUUGGCUGCUGUAGGUCACUAGUCUGAUUACUGCUAGACGGUUGGAGUGAGUUUGACCUACAGCACACCAGGAAGUGUUUAUCCUGUUUAGCAUUGUUAUGUAGAUAACUGUAUAUUCCAAAAGUAUAACGUACAAAAUCAAAUGAUCUUCAACAGAAAGGAGGACCUGUUCUGUUAUUGCUAGUGCUAAUAAGAGGAAAGCGAACAGAUUUGUAAACCUUGGUUAGCGCUCCAGUAGCACUGUCAGCACAAAUAGUGAAGUUUGGUUCUCUUUGGAGAUGCGUGUGGUAGAAAACUGUUAGUUCGAUUGUGAUGAAACCUGUGUUAGCACAAGUUAUUGAAACCUUCAUUUCAAUAUCUGGUGGUGUAUGGCGUCUCUGUCUGUCUGUCCCACUUACAUUUUGGCAUGUAUCUAGACAACAGCUUAUCCACUUGUGAUUGGUCUUGCACGAGUUGAUAUUGUCAGAAUGUGGGGGGAAGUUGUCUGUCUGUCUGUCUGUCUGCAUGCAUGUUGCACUUGGAAUUUGACAUAGAUCUAGGAGCCACUUAUCCUAUUGUGAUGAAACUUGGUGAAGACAUUCUUUAGCACUAGCUUUGAGGGUGUCAGAAUGGCGGGGCGUUUGGGGGCUGUUUGUAUUUGUCCAUCUGUGUAGCACACUUACAUUUUGACGUGUAUCCAUAGAGGCAGUUAAUCAGUUGGGGUGAAACUUGGUAUGGACAUUCUUUAGCACCAGUUAUUGAGUGUAUCUUAAUAUUGGGGUGCAUGAAGACUGUCUGUAUCUCAGACUUUGCCCCCAUGUGCAUACAGUGGAUGUAGGUCGUGAUCUUUUUCAUGAUUCUGAUACAGCAGCUCUGUCUUUGUCCUUUACAGGACUUUGUAUCGGAAUCACUAUUCUGCAUUGCUCUUUCUAAGUCUGCUCUCCCUGCUUACAGUGUGCAGUAGAUGAGCAAGUUCAAGACUAACUGUCCCUUACCCAUUUGAAAAUCUGCAUUGAGAUGAUUUGAGAAGGAAGAGAGAGUUAGGCUGAUCCCAGGGCUCAAUACAGGACAGACUGAAAGACUCUUUUCAGAGUAGAAUGUAAAAGAAGGGAAAGAGGGCACUUGAUUGAAGUGUACACAAUCCUCAAUUUAAUACAGUUAACCAAAGUUGCUACAUUCACACAGCUGCACACAUUGUUGAACCUGGCUUGACAGCUAGUCAAUCACCGUUGCAGAAACAUAAUUUUUUGGGGAAAAUGAAGAUCAAAUAUCCCCACCCAGUCAGUCAUUGUGAAUUCAUGUUUAAUAAGUUAUUUGGGGUGGCACUGCACUUAACGGACUGCCUGCUCAUUAAAAUGUAUGAGGGGAGAUGAUUAUCUGUUCAGGAAUACUGUAGAUAUUGAGAGAGACAGAAAUCAAGGAAGCAAGCAAGGGGGAGGAGGGGGGAGUGCGGGGCUGUAGUGGGGUAAAACAAGGGGACAACUAAUGCCCCCCACCCCCCAAAAGCACCACAAAUCAGCAUUGGUGGUUGAAUACUUUUUUGAGUUACAAUUCAAAUAAUUGAUUGUACCUUAUUUUCAUAUGUUGUUUAUUGUUUUAGUCUGUCAAAAAUGUUCCCCUUUUAAAACUUUUAUUUUCUCCUUAAAGGGAUAUUGUCUACAUUUUCCAGAUAUUUCAUUCUUGCCUGUUGAGUGUCAUAUGAUGUGUGUUUUGUCAUUACAGUAUGUGGCUUACUAAGUAACUGUGCUUUUGAAAAGGCAUGUCAAGGUUGAAGUGAGGUGGGGAAGAAUAUUAGUGUUGCACUUUCCUGUCGGUUUCAGUGUAGCGUGCAACAGUGAUUUGCUACACAACCCCCCAAAGUCUUCAGCCUUGAGUAUUUUCAGACGUGAUAGUUGGUAGUUGGUACGCCAGAUAAUGGAGCAGAAACAUUACAGAAUUACACUGAACACAGAACAGGAUAUUAGAAAGGAAAUGUACCCUUUAAACUACUGUUUAGUCCGUCCAACUGCAACAUAUAUUAUUUCAGUUUUUUUUUUUUUUUUUUUUUGUGCUGUUACAAAGAAAAUGCUGUAAAUGCAAACCUUGCUUCAGUUAUUGUAUGUUUUUGGUUGUAAUGCUUUAUUUGUAUUAAUAUUAGUAUGAAACACGGAACCUACUUUGAUUGAGGGCUGGUUGUAGGAAGGGUUUGGUUUGCAGGUGCUUGCUUUUAAUUAUUUUAUUUUGUUUUGUGUGACAUCUAUGAUUGAUUUGUAUGUUUUCUCAUGAUUUCGAUUUGCUGUCAAUCAAUUAAAAUGUGACCAUUAA